AUGGCAGCCCAAGUUUUUACACCGCAGCGCCCUCUUUAUGGAGGACCUGUUCACUAUCGGCCAAUCAUCAACCAUAAACAGAAUGAAACCAAAGCUCAGGUCACCUUCGACCCCAAGAAGCAUCUCAACUAUGCAGCACCCGAGCAUAUCUACCAAAUGAAAGAUGUUGGUUAUCCAGAAGACACAGGAAUCUCUCCAGUGGCUGUAUCUGAGGGCUUCUCAUUGUUCAGCAAGGAAGCAAUUGGCAUCAUGAGAGAGGAGAUUUUCUCCGAUGAGGUCUGGAAGAACUGUUGCUAUAUUGCUGGAAACUCUACUGCCCUCAGCAUCAGAGGACACUGUCCCAAAUAUACGCCAUUCAUGAAUGCUGCGCUGACUAGUCCCGAGACCCUCAAAAUCAUCUCGGACAUUGCAGGCAUCGAGCUUGUUCCAGUCAUGGACUUUGAACUUGGUAAUAUUCUAAUUGCUUCAACAGAAGAAUCAGCUCUUGCGGGGCGUCGAGCGCAUGGAAAAGCCGAUGGAGCCGCUGGCAAGGUGACAAACUGGCAUUUUGACCAUUACCCAUUUGUCUGCGUGGUCAUGCUGAGUGAUGUGUCCAAUAUGGCUGGUGGCGAGACUGCGAUCAAGACUGCUGAGGGAGAAGUUCACAAAAUUCGAGGCCCACAGAUGGGAUGUGCUGCCGUGAUGCAAGGAAGAUACAUUAACCACCAAGCACUUGCUGCACAGGGUGGCAGAGAACGCAUUUCGAUGGUGACGGCGUUCAGGCCCAAGAAUCCCAUGAUUGUCGACGAUUCUCACCUCAAAUAUAUCACACGUAUUGCCCAGCCGUCCGAGUUGUAUUAUCAAUGGGCGGAUUAUCGCUUGGAAAUCCUCGAGGAGCGAAUUCGAAGAGCACGGCAGGAGUUGUCUUCAGGCCAGGAGGCAGGGAAGGAGUUCGACGUGGCGCUGUGCAAUUCUUUUAUCGACCAACAGAUCAAGCAUUUGGGCGUGACCAAAGAUCAGAUCGUUCCUAUCGAACAAGUCCUUUCGGGCAAGGUUCACAACGGGCUUGAGAUCCGUGGCGAACUGAAUUGA
Molecule: messenger RNA, 1071 nt
Organism: Xylona heveae TC161
Lineage: Eukaryota; Fungi; Ascomycota; Xylonomycetes; Xylonales; Xylonaceae
Exons: 3
Coding region: 1-1071 (356 amino acids)
Source: RefSeq, a predicted model, not a curated record